AUGGCUUCCCCUCUCUCGGGGGACUCCAGCCCCGUAGGUCUGCCCCCUGCUCCUGUAGCCCCUCCAGGUGAGUCCCGCGGUCCUGCCGCGCCCCCGGAGCCCCCAUUCCCGGACAUCUACGGCGGGGAUGCGCAGCUCUGGGCGGCCCACUUCCGCGGCAUCGGGCGCGCCUACCGCGCGCUGGGCAAGGAGGAUGACUUCGCCAUCCGCGUGCUCACCGAGGACUUCACGCUGCCCUUCCCGUUCGCCUGGCCACCGGGGCCCGACCCGGCCCAUGGGCCGCUCUUCUAUGACCCGCACGACCGCGCGGGCUUCAACUUCCUGCUGCGUGGCCCGGGUGCGCCGCCCCCCGCGCUGCUGCGGCCCCUGCACGCCACGGCCCAGGCUGCGCUGCGCAAGCGGCGCCUGGAGCGCCUGGCCCUGAGCUACGCCAGCGCGGGUGCGCCUGGCCCGGCCUGCUGCUGCUGGCACCUGCGCCCGGCCCUGCCGCCUUCCCGGGGCCCGAGGCUGCCCCUGCCGGGGCCCCCGGGCUGGGCUAGCCGCAACCGCGCCGCCAAUAAAGUAUUGCUCUGCUCCGCUCGUCCAGGCUCUUCGAUGGGCAUUCCCGGGCAGGCGGGACGGGGGGGCUGA
Nyctereutes procyonoides (raccoon dog) is the source of this 630-nucleotide messenger RNA. It is a transcript of the gene CUNH8orf90, whose product is annotated as chromosome unknown C8orf90 homolog. NCBI's taxonomy places the organism in Eukaryota, Metazoa, Chordata, Mammalia, Carnivora, Canidae. The record is from RefSeq and is a predicted model, not a curated record.